Suillus bovinus is the source of this 321-nucleotide messenger RNA. RefSeq lists its product as uncharacterized. NCBI's taxonomy places the organism in Eukaryota, Fungi, Basidiomycota, Agaricomycetes, Boletales, Suillaceae. Bases 1 to 321 code for a protein of 106 amino acids. The transcript is spliced from 3 exons. The record is from RefSeq and is a predicted model, not a curated record.
AUGUCUGUGUCGGAGGAUGACCAUCACACUGAAGCUCGCUCACUCGCACCUUCAGAACUCUCUGGUGCAGUCCCCACCUCCAUAGAGGCGAGGGCCAAGUGUCGUAUCGCCGCUCUGGAAGAGGAGUUGCAGGUGAUGAGGCAAGAAAGAGGAACGAAGCAGAGAAAAACCACCUACUACGUUUCUCAAGGCCACGGGGACAUGCAGAAUUGCAGAACCGGUUCUGAACCUGUUCGAACCGAUGGCAAGUCAAACAGUUCGGAAUGCAUCAGCAUAAACGAGGGUAGAAUCACCAUUAACUGUAUUGUGGGCACUGGAUGA